Molecule: messenger RNA, 1421 nt
Organism: Rhododendron vialii
Lineage: Eukaryota; Viridiplantae; Streptophyta; Magnoliopsida; Ericales; Ericaceae
Product: protein FAR-RED IMPAIRED RESPONSE 1-like
Exons: 3
Coding region: 239-1288 (349 amino acids)
Source: RefSeq, a predicted model, not a curated record
UUCAAAAUGCGCGGUUGUUUUUCCCAAAUCACACCAAACAUCGACCAAACUAGGGAGAGCGGGAGAGUGAGGCAACCACCCACCACUGCCGACCACCACCACUGCUUCCCCACCUCCGGCAACCACCUCCUAUUGGCAAGAGACCCCUGUGCCUCCGUCAACCACCACCACCGCACCGACGAGAUUCAAAACCACGCAGAGAGAGGACUACGAACCAGAUCGACGAACUUCGACCAAGAUGAUGUCGCCGGAGUCUAUUCCGUCGGCAAUGCCCUCUCCAUCGCCGAAGUGGAGGACAAACGAAGAUGACCAAAUUGAUUUUGGCAGAGUCACUGGAGAAGAAGAAGAGUUAUGGAGUGGAUAUAGUGAAAAUGAAGAAGAGGUAGGUCCUUCAAACAAAGAGUGUGAUGGGAUAAAUACUACUGAGGAUGGGAAGGAGGCAAUAGAAAAUUGUGAAGAUAGAGUUGAGGAACCAAAAGUGGGAAUGACAUUCGACUCAUUAGACAAAGCUUAUUUCUAUUACUGUCAAUUUGCUAAAGAAAAAGGGUUUGCUGUGUGCAAAAGAACAUCGAGAAAGGGAAAAGAUGUGAAGUUGAGUUAUGUAACUCUUUCUUGCAGUCGUGGUGGAAAGGCAAAGGUGACAACAAGCAACCUAGCAAAACCACGUCCGCAAUCCAAAAUUGAUUGUCCAGCUCACGUUACUGUUGUUAUACUGCCGGAUGGAAAGUGGAGGUUAAACCGGAUUGUUUUGGAGCACAAUCAUGUACAGAGCCCUUCAAAGGUACGGUAUUUCAAGUGCAAUAGGAUACUUGAUGAUCAUGUCAAAAGAAAGCUUGAACUAAAUGAUAAAGCCGGGAUCAACCUGAACAAGACUUAUGACUCACUUCAGAUUGAGGCUGGGGGACCUGGUAAGCUUCUGUAUGGUCAGAAAGAUUGCCGAAAUUAUGUGGAUAAAGUGCGACGUUCACUAGUUAAGGAAGGAGAUGCUGAGGCAAUGCACAAUUAUUUCAUGAAGAUGAAAGCCGACAAUUCUGACUUCUUUUUUGCAAUGGAUUUGGAUGAUAAUGGUCGAUUAAGAAAUGUCUUCUGGGCUGAUGCAAGGAGUAGGGCAGCUUGUAAGGAGUUCGGUGAUGUUGUGACCUUUGACACAACGUACUUGGUAAACAGGUAUAACAUGCCUUUUGCUCCAUUUGUAGGUGUGAAUCAUCAUGGUCAAUCUAUUUUAUUGGGAUGUGGGCUAAUUUCUCAUGAAGAUACAGAGUCAUUUUCGUGGCUAUUUCAAACUUAGAAGACAUGCAUGUGGGGUCGUGCUCCGAGAGCAAUUAUUACCAACCAAUGUUUGGCUAUGAAGAAUGGUAUAGAAAAAAUAUUCCCUAACACCCGACAUCGGUGGUGCAUAUGGCAUAUUAUGAAAAAGUUGC